Molecule: messenger RNA, 1656 nt
Organism: Ilyonectria robusta
Lineage: Eukaryota; Fungi; Ascomycota; Sordariomycetes; Hypocreales; Nectriaceae
Product: FAD binding domain-containing protein
Exons: 1
Coding region: 1-1656 (551 amino acids)
Molecular function (GO): FAD binding
Source: RefSeq, a predicted model, not a curated record
AUGGCGACAUGCUACGUCCCAGUUCUAAUCGUUGGAGGAGGUAUAGUCGGUCUCUCUGCUUCCCUUUUCCUCUCCAGCCAUGGAAUGGAAUCUGUAUUGGUGGAGCGCCAUGCGGGCACCUCCAUUCACCCACGAGCUCGCGGUGUGAACCGCCGCACGAUGGAGCUUUACCGCGAAAUCGGAAUCGAUGAGGCCGUCCGUGCAGCCGGUGCGUCUCUUUCUCCUAGCACCGGCAUGUAUCAAGGACAUUCCCUCGCCGAGGUCAUCGAGGGUCAUGCCCGCAACGAAACUUCACACCCGCGAAAACUGCCGGGGGCGGCAUUUAUCGAUGUUGGCCCAGUAGAUGGAACACGUGUAACCCAAGACAUGAUUGAACCGGUCCUCCUUGCAGCGGCUCGGGAUGAAGGAGGCGAUCUACGAUUCAAUGUCGAAUGCAUAGCUUUUGAGCAAGACGACGAUGGGGUGUCUGCAACACUACGCGAUCGCUCAAGCAACGUUGAAUCUAUCGUUCAUGCAGCGUACAUGAUCGCAGCUGAUGGGGCUAGCAGCCCAAUUCGGCAAACGCUUGGUGUUCAAACCACGGGUGCCGGUUCACUGGGAUAUCUCUUGAAUAUCCUAUUUGAAGCCGAUAUGAGCGAGCUGGUACGAGGCCGCGAGUUCAGCUUGUGUUUAGUCAAUCGACCAGAAGUAAGGGGCUUGUUCGCGUCCAUCAACAACCAUGACCGAUGGGUGUUCCACCUUUCCUAUGAUCCCAAGAAAAAUGAAGAAAUUAAAGAUUUCCCACCCGAGCGCUGUCGGGAAUUAAUCAAGAUUGCCAUUGGUUUGCCCAAUCUUGAGAUUGAGAUCAAGAGCAUUCUCCCUUGGGAACCAACUGUGCGGGUCGCCGAAAAAUUCCAACACGGGCGUGUAUUUCUUGCUGGUGAUGCAGCCCACCAGAUGCCACCCUGGGGCGGCCAGGGUGCAAAUACUGGCAUCGCAGAUGCUCAUAAUCUGGCAUGGAAGCUGGCGGCGGUUCUACGUGGACAAGCAACACCCUCACUACUGGCGACUUACGACGCCGAGCGACUUCCAAUCGGGCGCCUUGUUGCGGAGGAAUCAGGCGAGGCAUCCGAUGAGCAUGGCCUGCUCUCGCUGAGAAAGGAUCCCUCGGCAAUCUUGGCUUUGAUGUACAGGAUACCGAGACUCAUUGGAUAUGGCUAUAUCUAUACUUCUCAAGCAACCAUGACAGAGGAUACGACGCCUUGGUUCUGGAGAACAAUGCGGCUGAUUCCAACUCCAAACCAGAUCCUCGGGCUCUGUGGAAAAGCCGGGACUCGCGUCCCGCAUAUCUGGGUCCAGCUCGAAGACCGUCGGAUCUCCACGCUUGAUGUGCUAGGCAAAGGCUUCGUGAUAAUUGCUGGAGCGGAUGGCAACGAGUGGUGCGAAGCUGCCCCGAAGGUGGCCUCUUCCCUGGUUGUCAGCAUAGCGGCGUAUCGUGCUGGCCCCGCUUGUGAGCUCAUAACACCCAAGGGCUACUGGGAGUCUUCGGCCAGCAUCUCGACGACAGGGGCGAUACUGGUUCGUCCGGAUGGAUUUGUUGCAUGGCGUGCGUGGAGCGCCAGUUCUGAUAUUCCUCAAAGGCUUGAACAGGUGUUGAAACAAGUUCUUUGCCGAUAA